UAUUGCCUUGGCAGUGAGCGAAGAUAUUUAUAGUGAAUAUAAUCAGAAUAUAUUGGGUCAAAUAUUGUGUUGACGGAAAUGGCUACAAAGGCGUUUAAGAAAAUGAUAGGCGGACAGAAAAUGCCAGCGAUUGGUUUGGGCACUUGGAUGUCCACAGAUGAACAAGAAUUAGAAGAUGCUAUGAACGCUGCAUUAGACGCUGGCUACCGCCACUUUGACACCGCUACUGUAUAUGGAAAUGAAGCCCUCAUAGGUAAAAUACUAAACAAAUGGUUUUCUUCCGGAAAAAUUAAGCGAGAAGAGCUUUUCAUUACAACUAAAUUGCCCAUAUGUGGAGGACAUGCAGAUAGAGUAGAAAUGUUUAUUAAACAAUCACUUAAAGAUUUAAAGCUGGAAUAUUUGGAUUUAUAUUUAAUCCAUUUUCCGGUUGUUAGUAAUUAUGUCGGCGUUCCUGUUACACCACCAGAUCAAUUUAAAUUAGAACCGGCGGAUCAUAUUUCACUUUGGCAGAAAAUGGAAGAACAGGUGGACGCGGGCAGAACGAAGUCCAUAGGAAUCUCAAACUUUACUCAAAAACAGAUAGAAAGAAUUUUAAAAUCUUGCAGAAUCCAACCAGCCUGUCUACAGGUUGAACUUCAUGUAUAUCUACAACAAAAAGAUUUGGUGAAUUUCGCUCACAAAAAAGAUAUAGUUGUCGUUGGCUAUUCACCUUUGGGAAAUCCUGGAUAUAACAAAUUUUUGGCUACUUUAGGCGUAGAUGGGAAAGAACUACCAAAUUUACUACAACACCCCAUUGUUAAAGGUUUAGCAGAAAAAUACAAUAAAACUGCUGGACAGAUUUUGAUACGAUUUCUUAUUGAGAAGGGCAUUGUCCCAAUACCAAAAAGUGUUAAUCCAAAGAGAGUAAUUGAAAACAUUAACGUUUUUGAUUUUAAUCUCGAAAACGAUGAUAUUAAACAACUGGAGAAUUUGGAUGUAGGUGAAAAAGCUCGUGUUUGUGAUUUUGGAUUCUUCCCAGUGUUAAAGGAGUGUCCAGAAUUUCCAUUUGGAAAACUUUAGGUUAGUAAUGUUAUGUUUUUAAGUAUUAGCAUAAUAUUUGUUAUAUUUUGAAUAAAAUUUUUUAAUAUU
Diabrotica balteata is the source of this 1128-nucleotide messenger RNA. NCBI's taxonomy places the organism in Eukaryota, Metazoa, Arthropoda, Insecta, Coleoptera, Chrysomelidae. The record is from the annotation of a GenBank genome assembly.